Molecule: messenger RNA, 1633 nt
Organism: Ylistrum balloti
Lineage: Eukaryota; Metazoa; Mollusca; Bivalvia; Pectinida; Pectinidae
Product: cytochrome P450 3A8-like
Exons: 14
Coding region: 54-1559 (501 amino acids)
Molecular function (GO): iron ion binding; heme binding; oxidoreductase activity, acting on paired donors, with incorporation or reduction of molecular oxygen
Source: RefSeq, a predicted model, not a curated record
UCGUCGUCACUGAAGGAGGAAACAAGAGUCACGGAUUUAUUGCCAGCCUGACCAUGGAUGUGCUGGGUUUAGUGACUAUCCCGACAUGGCUGCAGUGGAUCCUGUUGCUGGUGGGCACGAUUAUUGCGUAUGUCAUCUACAUGUCCUGGGAUCACAACACUUUCAAGAAAAUGGGAAUAGAUGGUCCCAAACCGAAUCCAAUCUUUGGAAAUAUAGGGACAAUAUUUAAAGAGGGACUUGUUGAGGCUGAUAUCACAUUCUGCAAGAAGUAUGGCAGAAUUUUUGGGACAUAUGAAACUUGCUAUCCCAUAUUGUAUAUCGCGGAUCCUAAACUUCUGAAGGAAAUUAUGGUGAAGGAAUUCAAUAGUUUCGUCAAUAGAAGGGAUUUAUUUGCUGUUGCCAUAGACGCAAAAAUGUCAGAGAUGUUAACAAUUAUAAAGGAUGACCAUUGGCGACAUGUCCGACACACCAUGACUCCGACCUUCAGUUCCAAAAAGUUACGACAGAUGACACCUUUGGUUAAUGCAGCUGCCGACCGAUUAAUGGAAAACAUAGAACGCAAGAUAGCAACUGAUGAGGAUAUUGAUAUGCAUAAAUUGUUAGCAGCGUUCACCAUGGACGUAAUUGCUAGCACGGGUUUCGGACUAAAAGUCGACACACAGAACAAUCCCGAUGACCCUUUCCUGAAGAAUGCAUUUUCCUUCAGAAAUUCUAAAAUGACAGCGGUGAUAACGACGUUUUGUCUCUUUUUACCAUUCCUGGCUGGCCUUCCGCGGUUCUUCGGAAUAUCACUUGCAAAAGAAGCAACAACAUUUUUCCUAAAAGCAACUAAAGACGCCCUUCAGGAGCGGCGAGAUAAUCCAGGGAUGUAUUCAGAUUUUAUGGCCAUCAUGGCUGAUGCCGGAGAAACAGAGACGAACAAACAGGGAAGAAAGACAUUACUUACGGAAUCCGAGAUAGCGGCACAGGCUGUCCUGUUUUUCUUGGCUGGAUACGACACGACGGCUAGCACAUUGACUUUCCUCAUGUACCACCUAGUCAUUUAUCCGGAAGUCUGUGACAAAGUCUUACAAGAGAUUGAUGAAAAAUUUGGCAAAAACGUCCCAGAUUAUGACAAUGUGUGUGAACUCACCUACCUGGAAAUGUGCAUUAACGAAACAAUGAGGUUGUUUCCUAUCGCGACAAGAAUCGACAGGAUGGCUUCCCGUGACAUUGUCAUAGGGAAUAUCAACAUCCCCAAAGAUAUGGUUGUGAAUAUUCCCGUAGGCGCUAUACACAAGGAUCCGGAAUUCUGGCCGGAACCAGAGAAAUUCAUUCCUGAGAGGUUCACAGCUGAAGCCAAGGUCAAGAUGGAUCCCUUUGUAUACCUGCCAUUCGGAGCAGGGCCUAGGAGCUGUAUAGGACUGAGACUGGCAAUGCUGGAAAUGAAAAUGGCGAUUGUACGAAUUUUACAAAACUACAGACCCAUAAAAUGCCCUAAAACUAAGGUUCCUAUCGAGACAAUGAAGAUUGCAAAUCGACCUCUUGGAUUUCUGAUGAAAUUCGAGAAGAGGAACUGACCGAUGAGUUAUUAGAUUAGAGAAAUAGGACUAUAUACAAUUAGAAAAUAAUAUCUUACAUACCAUAAUGUAUA